GUGGGGGCAUGGCAGCGCCACGCUCCUCCCCGAGCGCACGUUGCCGGAGGAGGGCGGCGAUUUCAAGUUCGGCCACCUUCAGCUGGUGGCUCACCCGCCUGUCUUCAGCAAAGCAGUCCCGCUGACCGAGAGGGACCAUGGCUAAUGAAGCCCAGGAGGCUGGUGGCAUCCAUUUCCCUUUUCCCUUCACACCCUAUUCCAUCCAGAAAGACUUCAUGGCAGCACUCUACCAGGUGUUGGAGGGCGGCAAGAUUGGGAUAUUUGAAAGUCCAACUGGCACUGGCAAAUCCUUAAGUCUUAUUUGUGGGGCCCUUUCUUGGCUCCGUGACUUUGAACAGAAGAAACGUCAAGAGGAGGCUCGUCUCCUUGCAGCUGAAACUGUUUCCUUAAGUGAUGGGAAGGACCUGUCCUCGUCCCUGUCAUCCUCCUGCCAGGAGGCCCCGGGGCCCCCAAGGCCUCCUGGAGAGCCUGACUGGGUGACUCAGUUUGUGCAGAAGAAAGAAGAAAGGGACCUGGUGGACCGGCUAAAGGAGGAGCAGGUCAGAAGGAAGAAACGGGAAGAACGCCUGCAGCAGAUCCGCCACAACACACAGCUCAGACAGGCAGCCAAACGAGCAAGACAGGAUGAAGAGGAAACCGAGCGCAUUCUCCGCCUCAGCAAGGCGAUGCUGGCAGCAGGAGCGGGGGCCGAGGUGCCAGAGCCGCUGACAUCCGGGGAGGAGGAGCUGAUCCUCGUGGAGUACGAGAGUGACGAGGAGAGAGGAGCAGCUCGCAGAGUGGAUGAGGAUGAGGAUGACCUGGAGGAAGAACAUGUAACUAAGAUCUAUUACUGUAGUCGGACACACUCCCAGCUGGCCCAGUUCGUGCAUGAGGUCCGGAAGAGCCCUUUCGGCAAGGACACCCGGCUUGUGUCCCUCGGCUCUCGGCAGAACCUGUGUGUAAACGAAGAUGUGAGGAUGCUGGGUUCUGUGCAGCUCAUCAGUGACCGCUGCCUGGAGAUGCAGAGAAGCAAACAUGAGAAGAAGAGCAAAGCUGAGGAAGAGAAGCCCAAGAAGAGAAAGCAGGAGUCCCAGGCUGCCUGCCCCUUCUACAACUGUGAGCAGCUGCAGCAGCUCCGGGAUGAGGUCCUGGCGGAGGUGAAGGACAUUGAGCAGCUGGUGGCCCUGGGGAAGGAGGCUCGGGCCUGUCCCUAUUACGGGAGCCGGUUUGCCAUCCCAGCAGCCCAGCUGGUGGUGCUGCCCUACCAGAUGUUGCUGCACGCGGCCACCCGGCAGGCCGCGGGGAUCCGGCUGCAGGGCCAGGUGGUGGUCAUCGACGAGGCGCACAACCUGAUUGACACCAUCAUGGGCAUCCACAGUGCCGAGGUCAGCGGCUCCCAGCUCUGCCAUGCCCACUCCCAGUUGCUCCAGUAUAUGGAACGAUACAGGAAACGUCUGAAGGCCAAGAACUUGAUGUACAUCAAACAGAUCCUGUAUCUGCUGGAGAAGUUUGUAGCCGUGCUAGGUGGGAACAUAAAGCAAAAUCCCAAUACCCAGAGCCUCUCGCAGACAGGGACAGAGCUGAAGACCAUCAACGACUUUCUCUUUCAGAGCCAGAUAGACAACAUCAACCUGUUCAAGGUGCAGCGCUACUGUGAGAAGAGCAUGGUCAGCAGGAAGCUCUUCGGCUUCACAGAAAGGUAUGGAGCAGUCCUCACCCCAUGCAGGGAGCAGCCCAAACUGGCUGGGUUCCAGCACUUCCUGCAGAGCCUACAGCCCAGGGUAGCUGAGGAGGCCCCUGUAGAGGAGGUGGAAGCCAGGGCACCACGGCCUGCUUCCCCACUGAUGCACAUCGAAGGCUUCCUUGCAGCUCUCACCACUGCCAACCGGGAUGGCAGGGUCAUCCUGAGCCGCCAAGGCAGCCUCAGCCAGAGCAGCCUCAAAUUCCUGCUCCUGAAUCCAGCUGUGCCCUUUGCCCAGGUGGUGAGGGAGUGCCGGGCAGUGGUCAUUGCAGGGGGUACCAUGCAGCCGGUAUCUGACUUUCGGGAGCAGCUGCUGGCAUGUGCUGGGGUGGAAGCUGAGCGAGUGGUGGAGUUUUCCUGUGGUCACGUGAUCCCUCCAGACAAUAUCUUACCCCUCAUCAUCUGCAGCGGGCCCUCCAACCAGCAGCUGGAAUUCACAUACCAGAAAAGAGAGCUGCCUCAGAUGAUGGAUGAGACGGGUCGCAUUCUCUGUAACCUGUGCAACGUGGUCCCUGGAGGAGUGGUCUGUUUCUUCCCCUCCUAUGAGUACCAACGCCAGGUCCAUGCCCACUGGGAUAAGAGUGGCCUGCUGGCCCGUCUGGCUGUCAGGAAAAAGAUAUUUAAGGAACCCAAGAGAGCCAACCAGGUGGAGCAGGUGCUGAUGGAGUAUUCCAGGUGCAUUAAGGUGAGAGGGGGGCCUGCAGCCCUGGGUCCAGAGAACAUGGGCUGGCAGCUGAAAAUAUUCUGGGCGGCAACCAAGCUUUGGCUCCACGACUUCAGGGCUGGGUAUUCCCUUCAGUGCUGUGGCCAGGCGGGAGGCAUGUUGACAGGGGCCCUGCUCUUCUCUGUGGUUGGAGGAAAGAUGAGUGAAGGCAUUAACUUCUCCGACAACCUUGGCCGGUGUGUGAUUAUGGUGGGCAUGCCCUACCCCAACAUCAAGUCUCCAGAGCUGCAGGAGAAGAUGGCCUACCUGGAUCAGACCCUUCCCAGAGCCCCAGGUCAGGCCCCCCGAGGGAAGGCUUUGGUGGAGAAUCUGUGUAUGAAGGCUGUCAACCAAUCUAUAGGCAGGGCCAUCAGGCACCAGAAGGAUUUUGCCAGCAUAGUGCUCCUGGACCAGCGGUAUGCCCGCCCACCGAUCCUGGCAAAGCUGCCAGCCUGGAUCCGAGACCGCGUGGAGGUCAAAGCCACUUUUGGCCCUGCCUUUGCUGCUGUGCGGAAGUUUCAUCGUGAGAUGUCUGGCCCUGCCUGACAGGGCCGCAACCCUGCCUGCUCGCCGGGAUCCUGCCUGACAAUGGGAAACCCAGAUAGAGAGCUCAAGCCCAGACCAGCCCCUUCUGGGACUAGCAGGCUGCCGGGACCCAGGCAUAGGCAGGCAAGCCACCGAGAGAAAACCAGCUGAUGGUGUGGAACCGCGGGGCCUGGCCAUCCCCUGGCGCAUGCCCGCAGUUCCCGCCCUGGGAUGGAGUCAUCUUCCCACUCGCAUGGCUGUCCCCGGGCUGCCCUCGGUGGGUGGCUUAGAAGCCGUGGCCCUGCGCCACAGUGGCUCUGCUUGGUUUCCCAGCACCACUUUUCUGUAGCCGGCAGCUGGAACCAGCCCACCCUGCCUCCCCCAUCUGCCUCCCUUUUCUGUUAAAAUUAGCUGUUGGAGACUUUUCUCCAUCUCCUCAAAUUAAAAAUGUUCCCCAUUUCUA
Manis pentadactyla (Chinese pangolin) is the source of this 3411-nucleotide messenger RNA. It is a transcript of the gene DDX11, whose product is annotated as DEAD/H-box helicase 11. Gene Ontology annotation, molecular function: hydrolase activity, acting on acid anhydrides, in phosphorus-containing anhydrides; DNA helicase activity; DNA binding. Lineage: Eukaryota; Metazoa; Chordata; Mammalia; Pholidota; Manidae. The record is from RefSeq and is a predicted model, not a curated record. Gene Ontology annotation, cellular component: nucleus. Gene Ontology annotation, biological process: nucleobase-containing compound metabolic process; establishment of sister chromatid cohesion. The transcript is spliced from 26 exons. Bases 138 to 2969 code for a protein of 943 amino acids.